UUAAAACAUAUUCAAAUUGAUACUUUUACUAUGUGAACAUGAAAAAGUUAUAUAAAGGUAACAGCUUGGGUAUAUGAUGAUUCAAGCAUAAGUUAGUGAGAACAAGUGGUGCUAGCUAACAAGUAGAGGACAAAGGCUAGAUGGGAGGUAGCAAAUAUGAGAGGAGAACUUCUCUUACAGCUCCAGGUAUUCAAUCUUAUACAUGGAGAACUGAAAGAUUUUCUCGUGUGAGAGCGACAGUACUCUAUUCAGAUGUAUUUGAAGCUGGGGGCUAUAAAUGGCGUGCAAUAAUUCACCCAAGAGGGAACAAUACGGACUAUUUGUCCAUCUAUCUGUGUACUGCAGAUUCAGCUAGUCUGCCCGACGGUUGGAGCUCAUAUGUAGAGUUUACUUUGAAAGUAGUUAAUCAAAUCGAGUAUAAGUACUCUGUGACAAAAGUUGCGAAGCACAAAUUCACUAAACUAAUAAGUGAUUGGGGUCACAAGAACGUCAUACCUCUUGGUAUAUUGUUUGAUCCUUCAAGAGGGUAUCUAGUGAAUGAUACUCUUGUAGUUGAAAUUGAAGUAACAUACAGUGAGGAUGAGAAAGACACUGCUGCGCAUUUAAGGAACGGAAUUAUGCAGGAGAGGUUGAAGAAAGACUGGGAAGUAAAAAAACUCAAAAAUAAAGAAAAGGAAGAUGCUCAACUCUACACUAUUAUAAAGGUGAUACGAGAUGAAGACCUUGCAGAACAGAUUGGAAAGGAUAUAUAUUUUAAUCUUGUAGACCAUGGGAAAGUGAGGAGUUUCUGUGUUCAAAAGCAGACAUCAUUUAACGUUUUCAAGGAAGAGGUUGCCAAAGAGUUCGGCAUACCGGCUCGAUUCCAGCGCUUUUGGCUAUGGGCAAAGCGUCUAAACCAUACAUAUCGUCCAUUUCGGCCAUUGACAUACAUUGAGGAAGCAGCACCUGUCGGGCAAUUUAGAGACGUAUUUGGUAUUCACAUAGCAGAAUUAGAAUUGUUUUUGGAAGUGGAGCGUGGGCCGGAUUUACGCCCCAUUGCACCACUCAAGAAGAGAAAGGAUGAUAUAUUACUUUUUUUCAAGUUAUAUGAUCCUGAAAGAAUGGAGCUACGUUAUGUUGGAAGGCUCCUUGUAAACUGUACUGAUAAGCCAUCACAAAUCUUAACAAAGUUAAAUAAAUUGGCUGGUUAUGAUCCUGAUGAAGAGAUUGAACUAUACGAGGAAGUGUUUGAACCAAAUGUCAAGUGUCUGCCUGUUGACAUGAAAUUAACAUUUCAAGAAAGCGAGUUAGAAAAUGGUGAUAUUAUAUGCUUUCAGAAAGCUUCUAAAAUGAAUAAAGAGAAACAUUUCCGCUAUCCUGAUGUGCGUUCAUACUUGGAAUAUGUGCACAAUCUCCAGUUUCCUUUUUCUCCAUCGGCUGAAGAAACCAAAGAUGAAGAAUCAUUGGAGGAGCAAAACAAAAACAGUUUAGCCGAAGAAACAAAUGUUGAUAAAAAUGAAGCUCAACAGUCAAAAGUGGACUUAGAGACCACUAAUGAUGAAGGUACCAGCAAAGCCAACAAUUCAAAAUUCGUCGGCAUAGACUUUGAAAAAAUUAAUGAUAUGAUACUUGAGGAGUUGAGAAUAUCAUUGCUGCAACAAACCAAUGUUGACAAAAGCGCUAAAGGUCAACCGGAAAAAGUGGACAUAGAGACCACUCACAAUGAAGGUUCCAGCAAAGCCAGCUCUUCACAAAAAAUCAGCCUAGACUUGAAAGAUAUUGAUGCUAUGAUAGGUGAGGAUGUUAUUGCUGCAAUCGACAAAGUUUUAUCCGAAGGGAAUACCAUUUCAUUACAAUUUCAGCAUUCUGUUCAAGGACAAGAAGAGGUCGCAAAACUGGAUCCCAGCCUCCCUAAGCAACUUCUUCAGGAAUUGAGGGAUAUUGCCUUUAAAGAAGACUUGGUUGAAAAAUUAAAAGAAGGUAUCUCUCCUAAAGUUAACUUCAAUACAGUCAAGGAAAAAAUUGAUGCUAAUGCUGACGCUUUCACGUCUCGUCAAUUAGAACAAGUUGGUGUUGUUGUUAACCUUCUCAACACCAUUGUGAAGGUGUUUGAGAAACUCGAAAAUUUGAAAAAAGAGCGAGCCUUAACCAAGGAAAGCACUGACCAAGAUAAUGAAGCAUUGAAGGAGACAAGACAAAAAAUAUUGACCUCGAAGACUUCCCUCACAAACCAUCAAACACAACGCAACUCUCUUGAUGCUCAAAUUGCUGAUCUUAAAGCCAAGCUUGAAAAACUACAAGGUGACAGAGCCAAAAUUGAUGAGAUUGAAGAUCAAGAGAAAGAUAAGAUCACAUCUUUUAACAAAGAAGUUAAAUCAAUUUUCCAUCGCCUUGCUAAUGAUCAAAUCAAAUUGAAAAGUGUUGAAGAUAAAAUCCCGGAGGCGCAAACUGAAUUGGAAAGUCAUGAGAAGGUCUACAGAAUCUUCAGGGCAAUCCCUCCAUUUUGAUUUGUGUAUUUGCUUGGCCUUGUUUGACUAAUCUUUCCAAUUUAAUAUUAUCAAGUAUAAUUAUUUAUGUCAAAAAAAAGUAUAAUUAU
Molecule: messenger RNA, 2575 nt
Organism: Medicago truncatula (barrel medic)
Lineage: Eukaryota; Viridiplantae; Streptophyta; Magnoliopsida; Fabales; Fabaceae
Product: ubiquitin carboxyl-terminal hydrolase 12
Exons: 13
Coding region: 141-2486 (781 amino acids)
Molecular function (GO): protein binding
Source: RefSeq, a predicted model, not a curated record